Didymodactylos carnosus is the source of this 2005-nucleotide messenger RNA. The record is from the annotation of a GenBank genome assembly. Lineage: Eukaryota; Metazoa; Rotifera; Eurotatoria; Philodinida; Philodinidae.
AACUAUAAGUCCGGGAACUGAAAGCUUUGUUGAGACGUAUACUUCGAAGUGUCCUCCACAAACUGCUGGAAAAAAACGGGUGGGGGGAUCCCCCUCUUAACUCUGUAUUUCUUGCAGGAAACCACCCAGCCAGAUCCUUGAGAAAGGUCGAAAUUGGUCGUGGCAUCUCUUUUGAUUCUUCUAGAAACGAGGUCUGUUUGAGUCUCUAGUAAGUGAAACUUGGCUGUAAAACUAAAUUAAAAUAAGAAUAUGAAUGAAUGUGUAAAAAUUUUCAUCACUUCAAAAGUCGUACGUUUCAGAAAACAGCUUUUCAGGAUACUAGUUACAAAAUCUAUUACAAAACAAAUUGACAUUUCUAGAGAGUUGUCCAAAUAUGAAAUUUAUUUCGUGAGUAGGACCGCCUUAUACACAAUACAUCUCUCACUUCCUUCUUAUACUGUCACUUUCUCUACUACUAGUAGAGAAAGUGUGAUGAUGUGCCGUGACGGUACAUCAUCAUCAUACCAAAACGUCAGUUCCCUGCGGUGCUUGUAAUGCAGUUUCAUAUCCUAAUCUUCUGCCUUUUAUGAUCUACUCACCCGUUCGUCGUCAUAUCUUCCGAUCUUCUGGCUUUCUGAUUUUGAUUUUUUGUAAUUUUCAGCAGGGGAUUUCACAACAAGGUAGUUGAUAUGCAUUCUGUAUUUUGUUUUGUUUUCUUAAAAUGCAGGCUAACUUAAACAAAUCGUCAGAAGGUCAGGAAGUCACUAAGUUAUGUAACUCAGCACUUAUCUCUUGACACUUGGGGCAUAGUUCUAAAUGUAAAAUCAUUCUCGAAAUAAAUUCCAUACUUGGACAUCUAUGCAUUUCCAUAAUCCACCGUGACAUCCCAUCUGAUACUUAACUUAAGCAAAUGUUUAUAUCGAACAUGAAAUUAGCUGUGCAGACACACACAUUUGAAUAGUAGAAGAUUACAUAUUCUCGAUAUAACGACUCUUCCGCGAACUUUUUCUGCGGUUGAAAUUCAUUUCACACUCACUCUCACGCUGCUUACGGCCAUCGCGUUUCAAUUAGUGCAAGAGUCGUUUCGCUGAAAAGUCCAUUCGCGAAAUAGUCGUGUCAAGCAUAUUCUCACAAUGUUUUAACAUCCUAGAAUAUAACAUCAGUUUCUACAGACACAAUGACCGAACAAACAUAACCAUUGCGCCUAGCAUAUCUGAAAAUCUAUCUGUGUUAUCAUCUAACUUACUGAUGUUUAGUUUGAUUGCACUGGAUCAACUUUUCUCUUAUUGGGAAGUUGCACAUUUAAAUGAGUCCUCUUAGACAAAGGACUGGAAAGCGCGACUGACAACUGUAACUAGAAGAAGUGAGUUAACAUUAAAUAAACGAGCGGUAGAUAUAAAUCCACACUUUAUGAGACUUCUGUGUUGCUCACGCCUACAUAAAAUAUUUGAUUUUUCUAGUUAUUCCAAAUUUACUGUUGGCAAGUGGUUAUUUUGGAGUACGUGAAUCAACACGACAUGCUGAUGUAACGCGGAGUGUGUUUGAUUCUGGUAUACAAAUUUUUGUUAAUCUCUUGGAAUUAGAAGAAAUGAAACGUUUUGCACCUUAUGAAAUUGAAAUGAAAAAAUAUGCGCAAGAAGCGAAUCGUUCCGUAGAGUUUAUUUCAUUUCCAAUCCCCGAUCAUUCGAUUAAUCCAGACAAUCAAAAAGUGUUAGCAUUUUGUCUGUCACUUUGUGAUCGAUUGAAAAAGGGUCAACUUGAAGUAUAUUUAAAAAAAGUGUUCCACAGGAUUUUUGAUAUUGGUCUCUGGAAAACCCCGGAACGACAACUAGUGCGUGUUUGUGUUAGGGUUGGACGCGGAAGAACUGGAACAAUUGUAUCAAUCAUCAUCGGAAUUUUAUUUGGAUUGACAGGCCAACAAGCACAGGUUGAAGCUAUAUUAAAUAUGUACCAUGGCCAAACAGAAGAAAAAAUAAAACUCAAUGCUGAUCAAACAGCUCUGACAGAAAAUUGUGAAGCAUUAUGA